Molecule: messenger RNA, 1276 nt
Organism: Microsporum canis CBS 113480
Lineage: Eukaryota; Fungi; Ascomycota; Eurotiomycetes; Onygenales; Arthrodermataceae
Product: ER-derived vesicles protein ERV41
Exons: 3
Coding region: 77-1276 (399 amino acids)
Biological process (GO): endoplasmic reticulum to Golgi vesicle-mediated transport; retrograde vesicle-mediated transport, Golgi to endoplasmic reticulum
Cellular component (GO): COPII-coated ER to Golgi transport vesicle; endoplasmic reticulum membrane; Golgi membrane
Source: RefSeq, a predicted model, not a curated record
UUACUUUGUCCAGAGGAAUUGAUGCCUGCGUUGGACGAUAUAUAUAUAUAUAUGCACUCUCAUUGGCCGCGAUCCGAUGAACGGGUUCGCACACGGUGGCCUUGAUGAGGCCAGCUUCGGUGAGCCGGAUGGUAUUGCCGCCAAACUGAAGACAUUCGAUGCCUUUCCAAAGACAAAGCCUUCGUAUACCUCCACCAGCCGUAGUGGCGGACUAUGGACGGUCUUUAUUGCUAUUCUCUGCGCUAUACUCUCCUGCUCCGAGCUCGUAACCUGGUAUCGAGGGCAUGAAAACCAUCACUUCAGCGUCGAAAGAGGAGUGUCGCAGGAGAUGCAACUCAACCUUGAUGUCGUUGUCGCCAUGCCUUGCGACGAUGUCCGGAUAAACGUUCAAGAUGCCGUUGGUGACCAUAUUUUGGCUGGAGAAUUGUUGACGCAGCAACCUACUAGUUGGGCCGCUUGGAACAGGGAAUUCAACCGACAACGAGGCGGAGGGAGUCCCGAAUACCAAACUCUUAGCAAAGAAGAUCCCUUCAGAUUAGAGGAGCAAGAAGAAGACCUUCACGUUGAACACGUCCUAGGCGAAGUAAGGAGAGGCCGGAAGAAGAAGUUUCCUAAAGCACCAAAACUAAAGAAAUCCGAUGCUGUGGAUUCAUGCAGAGUGUUUGGGAGUCUAGAGGGCAAUAAGGUCCAGGGAAAUUUACAUAUCACCGCUCGAGGAUUUGGAUAUCUCGAAUGGGGACAGCCUACUAACCCUCAUAGCUUGAAUUUCACUCACCUUAUUACUGAACUCUCGUUUGGGCCCCACUAUGCUCGACUUCUCAACCCUCUUGACAAGACAGUCUCUACAACCUCUGUCAAUUUCUACAAAUACCAAUAUCACCUUUCAGUUGUCCCCACAAUCUAUACAAAAUCCGGCCACAUCGACCCCAACCACCGCUCUCUCCCAGACCCGAGCAGUAUAACGGCAAAGGACUCCAAGACGACAGUUUCUACCAAUCAGUACGCAGUUACUUCAUACUCCCAGCCCGUACAACCUCGCAUUGAAUCUAUUCCUGGAAUUUUCUUUAAAUAUAACAUUGAACCUAUUCUACUGAUUGUUAGCCAAGAGCGGGACAGUCUGCUGGCCUUGCUGGUCAGGCUAGUCAACGUUGUAUCUGGCGUACUUGUCACGGGUGGCUGGUUGUUUCAAAUUGGGUCCUGGGCUGUAGAGGCCAUGAGAAAGAGAGGAAAACUCACAUCCGAUGGCUUGUUGACUGGGAAACAUGCCAUGGAAUAG